Messenger RNA from Kogia breviceps (pygmy sperm whale), 7560 nucleotides. The record is from RefSeq and is a predicted model, not a curated record. NCBI's taxonomy places the organism in Eukaryota, Metazoa, Chordata, Mammalia, Artiodactyla, Physeteridae.
AUGGCCUCGGCUGGUAACGCUGCCGAGCCCCAGGACCGCGGCGGCAGCUGCAGCGGGGCCCCGGGCCGGCCGGCCGGUGGCGGGAGGCGCAGAAGGACCGGGGGGCUGCGCCGCAACGCCGCGCCGGACUGGGACUAUCUGCACCGGCCCAGCUACUGCGACGCCGCCUUCGCUCUGGAGCAGAUUUCCAAGGGGAAAGCUACUGGCCGGAAAGCGCCGCUGUGGCUGAGAGCGAAGUUUCAGAGACUCCUAUUUAAACUGGGUUGUUACAUUCAAAAAAACUGCGGCAAGUUCUUGGUUGUAGGCCUCCUCAUAUUUGGGGCCUUCGCUGUGGGAUUAAAGGCAGCUAAUCUCGAGACCAACGUGGAGGAGCUGUGGGUGGAAGUUGGUGGGCGAGUAAGUCGUGAAUUAAAUUACACUCGCCAGAAGAUUGGAGAAGAGGCUAUGUUUAAUCCUCAACUCAUGAUUCAGACCCCCAAGGAAGACGGUGCUAAUGUCCUGACCACGGAGGCACUCCGACAGCACCUGGACUCGGCGCUCCAGGCCAGCCGGGUCCAUGUAUAUAUGUAUAAAAGGCAAUGGAAAUUGGAACAUUUGUGUUAUAAAUCUGGAGAACUUAUCACAGAAACAGGUUACAUGGAUCAGAUAAUAGAAUAUCUUUACCCUUGUUUAAUUAUUACACCUUUGGACUGCUUCUGGGAAGGGGCAAAGUUACAGUCUGGGACAGCAUACCUACUAGGUAAGCCUCCUUUGCAGUGGACAAACUUUGACCCUUUGGAAUUCCUAGAAGAGUUAAAGAAAAUAAACUAUCAAGUGGACAGCUGGGAGGAAAUGCUGAAUAAGGCUGAAGUUGGUCAUGGUUACAUGGACCGGCCCUGCCUCAAUCCGGCUGAUCCAGACUGCCCUGCCACAGCCCCCAACAAAAAUGCAACCAAACCUCUUGAUAUGGCCCUUGUUUUGAAUGGUGGGUGUCAUGGAUUAUCCAGAAAGUAUAUGCACUGGCAGGAGGAACUGAUUGUGGGUGGCACAGUCAAGAACAGCACUGGAAAGCUUGUCAGUGCCCACGCCUUGCAGACCAUGUUUCAGUUAAUGACUCCCAAGCAAAUGUACGAACACUUCAAGGGUUAUGAGUAUGUCUCGCACAUCAACUGGAACGAGGACAAGGCAGCAGCCAUCCUGGAGGCUUGGCAGAGGACGUAUGUGGAGGUAGUUCAUCAAAGCGUCGCUCAGAACUCCACUCAGAAGGUGCUUUCCUUUACCACGACAACCCUGGAUGACAUCCUCAAGUCCUUCUCUGAUGUCAGCGUCAUCCGAGUGGCCAGUGGCUAUUUACUGAUGCUUGCCUAUGCCUGUUUAACCAUGCUGCGCUGGGACUGCUCCAAGUCCCAGGGUGCCGUGGGGCUGGCUGGUGUCCUGUUGGUUGCACUGUCAGUGGCUGCAGGAUUGGGCCUGUGCUCAUUGAUCGGGAUUUCCUUUAAUGCUGCAACAACUCAGGUUUUGCCAUUUCUUGCUCUUGGCGUUGGUGUGGAUGAUGUUUUCCUUCUGGCGCAUGCGUUUAGUGAAACAGGACAGAAUAAAAGAAUCCCUUUUGAGGACAGGACCGGGGAGUGUCUCAAGCGCACGGGAGCCAGCGUGGCCCUCACAUCCAUCAGCAACGUCACAGCCUUCUUUAUGGCUGCGUUGAUCCCCAUUCCUGCUCUGCGGGCAUUCUCCCUGCAGGCGGCUGUAGUAGUGGUAUUCAAUUUUGCUAUGGUUCUGCUGAUUUUUCCUGCAAUUCUCAGCAUGGAUUUGUAUCGACGUGAGGACAGGAGAUUGGAUAUUUUCUGCUGUUUUACAAGCCCCUGUGUCAGCAGAGUGAUUCAGGUUGAACCCCAGGCCUACACAGAGACUCACAGUAACACCCGCUACAGCCCCCCGCCCCCCUACAGCAGCCACAGCUUCGCCCACGAAACCCAGAUCACCAUGCAAUCCACGGUGCAGCUUCGCACGGAGUACGACCCACACACGCACGUGUACUACACCACUGCCGAGCCGCGCUCCGAGAUCUCCGUGCAGCCCGUCACCGUGGCCCAGGACACGCUCAGCUGCCAGAGCCCCGAGAGCACCAGCUCCACGAGGGACCUGCUCUCCCAGUUCUCUGACUCUAGCCUCCACUGCCUUGAGCCCCCCUGCAGCAGGUGGACACUCUCAUCUUUUGCCGAGAAGCACUAUGCCCCUUUCCUCUUGAAACCAAAAGCCAAGGUCGUGGUGAUCUUCCUUUUCCUGGGCCUGCUGGGGGUCAGCCUUUAUGGGACCACCCGAGUGCGUGAUGGGCUGGACCUUACAGACAUUGUGCCUCGGGAAACUAGAGAAUAUGACUUUAUUGCUGCACAGUUCAAAUACUUCUCUUUCUACAACAUGUAUAUAGUCACUCAGAAAGCAGACUACCCGAAUAUCCAGCACUUACUUUACGACCUUCAUAAGAGUUUCAGUAAUGUGAAGUAUGUCAUGUUGGAAGAAAAUAAACAGCUUCCCAAAAUGUGGCUGCACUACUUCAGAGACUGGCUCCAAGGACUUCAGGAUGCAUUUGACAGUGACUGGGAAACUGGGAAAAUCAUGCCAAACAAUUACAAAAAUGGAUCAGAUGAUGGGGUCCUUGCCUACAAACUCCUGGUGCAAACCGGCAGCCGUGAUAAGCCCAUCGACAUCAGCCAGCUGACUAAACGGCGCCUGGUGGAUGCAGACGGCAUCAUUAAUCCCAACGCUUUCUACAUCUACUUGACCGCUUGGGUCAGCAACGACCCCGUGGCUUAUGCCGCCUCCCAAGCCAACAUCCGGCCUCACCGUCCUGAGUGGGUCCACGACAAAGCCGACUACAUGCCAGAAACCAGGCUGAGAAUCCCAGCAGCAGAGCCCAUCGAAUACGCUCAGUUCCCUUUCUACCUCAACGGCUUGCGUGACACCUCAGACUUCGUAGAAGCAAUUGAAAACGUCAGAACGAUCUGCAACAACUACACAAGCCUGGGGCUCUCCAGCUACCCCAACGGCUACCCCUUCCUCUUCUGGGAGCAGUACAUCGGCCUCCGCCACUGGCUCCUCCUGUCCAUCAGCGUGGUGCUGGCCUGCACGUUCCUCGUGUGUGCUGUCUUCCUCCUGAACCCCUGGACGGCCGGGAUCAUUGUGACAGUCUUGGCUUUGAUGACGGUCGAGCUCUUUGGCAUGAUGGGCCUCAUUGGAAUCAAGCUGAGUGCCGUGCCUGUGGUCAUCUUGAUCGCUUCCGUCGGCAUCGGAGUGGAGUUCACCGUUCAUGUUGCUCUGGCCUUUCUAACAGCCAUUGGCGAUAAGAACCGCAGGGCCGUGCUCGCCCUGGAGCACAUGUUUGCACCUGUUCUGGAUGGUGCUGUUUCCACUCUGUUAGGAGUGCUGAUGCUUGCAGGAUCCGAGUUUGAUUUCAUUGUCAGGUAUUUCUUUGCUGUCCUGGCAAUCCUGACAAUCUUGGGCGUUCUCAAUGGACUGGUUUUGCUGCCAGUACUUUUGUCCUUCUUCGGACCGUAUCCUGAGGUGUCUCCAGCCAACGGGCUGAACCGGCUGCCCACCCCUUCCCCCGAGCCGCCCCCCAGCGUGGUCCGGUUUGCUCUGCCCCCUGGUCACACAAACAACGGGUCUGAUUCCUCUGACUCAGAGUACAGUUCUCAGACAACAGUGUCGGGCAUCAGUGAGGAGCUUCGUCACUAUGAGGCCCAGCAGGGCACCGGGGGUGCUUCCCACCAAGUGAUCGUGGAAGCCACAGAGAACCCUGUCUUCGCCCGCUCCACCGUGGUCCAUCCUGAACCGAGACAGCACCCACCCUCCAACCCUCAACAGCAGCCCCAUCUGGACUCAGGGUCCCUGCCACCCGGACGGCCAGGCCAGCAGCCCAGAAGAGAAGCCCCCAGAGAAUGCUUGAGGCCGCCCCCUUACAGACCGCGCAGAGACGCUUUCGAAAUUUCUACUGAAGGGCAUUCUGGCCCUAGCAAUAGGGACCGCACGGGCCCCCGGGGAACCCGCUCUCAGAACCCUCGGCACCCAGCGUUCACUGCCACGGGCAGCUCCGUGCCCAGCUACUGCCAGCCCAUCACCACCGUGACGGCCUCGGCGUCCGUGACUGUUGCAGUGCACCCCCCACCCGCCCCCGGGCCCGGGCCCGGUCGGAACCCCCGCGGGGGGCUUCGCCCAGGCUACGAGGACUACCCCGAGACUGACCACGGGCUGUUUGAGGACCCCCAUGUGCCUUUUAACGUCCGUUGCGAGAGGAGGGAUCCCAAGGUGGAGGUCAUUGAGCUACAGGACGUGGAAUGUGAGGAGAGGCGCCGGGGCAGCAGCUCCAACUGAGUGACCUCUUACCCACAGGCAGGGUUGCCUGUCUAAGCUUCGUCAUCCUUGGAGAACCAGUUGAGUUCCAGAUUGGAUCUGUCCCUCACAGUUAGCCUGUGGAGGUUUAAUGCAUCUCAACAGAGACACUGACAGCUGCCCCUUUCACCUAUUUUUCAGUCUUUUAAAGCCAUAGCAGGUAUGUCUGAUGAACGCACAGCUCAGUGAACAGUCACAAAGUGAGCACAUCCCUGUCACCAGCCCCCAGGUCAAGGGAGAGAUCAUGACCCACCCCUGGAAGCCCCUCGUGCCCUCACCCAUAACCCACCAUCCUGAUUUCUAUACCCCAGACCCGUUUUGCCUGUGUUUGUGCUUUAUACAUAGGGACUCAUAGACCUGUUACUUUGACUUCCUUUGUUUUUUUUUUCUUUUAAAGGGUGAGUAAAAUCUGAAGCAAAGAGGCCAAAGAUUGGAAGCCCCUCCCUACCCCUACCCUGCCCCACCAGAACUGCUUGAAGAGAACUGCGGAGUUAGAAAGGUGUGCUGUGCCAGAUAGCAGUUCAUUGUUACUGUAACUGAUUGUAUUAUUUUGUGAAAUAUUUCUAUAAAUAUUUAAGAGGUGUACACAUAUGUAAUAUACGAAGGAACGGAUGUAAAGUAGUGUGAUCUGGGUUUUUCUCCACUCCUGCCUCCAGAGCAGGCAGUGGUGAGACCGCAGCGGAGCCCCUCCCUAUUUGUACAUUGGUCUCUGUGCCAUGACCAAGCUUAACUUAGUCUUAAAUUUCAGCAUAUGUUGCUGCUGCUUAAAUAUUGUAUAAUUUACCUGUAUAAUUCUAUGCAAAUAUUGCUUAUGUAAUAGGAUUAUUUUGUAAAGGUUUCUGUUUAAAAUAUUUUAAAUUUGCAUAUCACAACCCUGUGGUAGUAUGAAAUGUUACUGUUAACUUUCAAACACGCUAUGCGUGAUAAUUUUGUUGUUGUUUAAUGAGCAAAUAUGAAGAAAGCACGUUAACCCCGGUGGCUUCUCUAGGUGUAGUUGGAUGAGAUUCUCUUGUUUGGCUGUGUGUGUGAACACGUAUGUGAUUUCCCAAUGUACUGUACUGUGAUUUUUUUUUUUCUUUUUUUCUUUUUACUGUCUGUGACCCGUGGUGGGCUCUACCUUAGGCCAGAAGAGUCAGGAUAUCUCUAGUGCUAGCGCUGGUGGAGGGCUAGCCCUAAACAUCUCCUUAUCCUUUUGCCAGACUCACUUCAAGUUCAGGGCAUCUCUUAAGAUCAUUGGCUGCCAUCCAGACACCCCAACUCGUGCCUCAGAGGAGAUAAGUUCCUUCGCAUGGACCAUUGUGGUGGAUGUUGGAACAUUAGGGUACAGAGCUCACAUCUCUUCAUCUUCAUUGGUAUUAAAGACCUAGAGAACAUGCCUAGUGGGAGCCUCAGCUGGGCCGUGAGCAUAUCCUCUAAAGUAUGCAGCCUUCACUGUACCUCUCUUAUAACCAGUGCACAACACACACACACACACACACACACACACACACACACACACACACUUACACACACCACCGCCACUAUCACCACCCAAAUUUAAGAGUGGAUUGGAAAUCGUCUGGAGACAAUGACCUUUUAAUUCUGGGUCCACAGCAGACCCAGAGGUGAUGUUUUGAGUCCCUACAAUUUAAACUCCCUCUCUUGCUAAAUGGCACGGUUGGGGCUUUCUGGAUUUGUUUGCAUCCUCUUUAAAAUAGUGAGCAUCCAAUAUGGUGAUACAGAAUCAAAUUCUAUAGGAUAUGAGCUUCAGAAGGAUGAUCCUCCAAGUGUUAAUAUUAACGUUAUGGGUGCACGCUUCCUAAGUAUCUCACCCCCCUCUUCUCAUCAUCAUUAGUAUUCUUUCCAUGUGACAUUUAUUGAAGAGCAGGAAGAUGCUAAUUGCAUAACCCCCACUGAAGAAUGUAUAUAGAGACAUAGCUCUCAACCAGGUGUUACUUUUAAAGAUUUGCUUCCAUACCAAUUCUGUUUUCUUGCUCUGAGGUUUGGUCUUCCUAGGCUCUUAGCCAGAGACCAGCAAAUGCUGGGGAAGCACUCGGUACCCAGACUAAGCUACUGUAGGAGUGCACAAAUGGCAGCUCCCAUAAUGCCUCCUGUUUUACAUGGAAAAUCGUAUUCGAAAGGCAACGGCCCACAGUAGUGCCAGCAGUGUAGUGACCUCAGACUCUAAAACUCGCCGCAAGGCUGUGGCUACCAGAUGUGUGUGUUAAUAUGCCAGGGGCCCAAAUGGCCCCACUGCUACUGUUUGGUGCCUCUGUCAGCCACACUGUCUGUCUACCUAACACUCAGCUCUGCUCAGAAAACUUAUAUCCCGCAUUCAGGAGAGAGAUGAUGCAAAAUUCAGAGAUCUGCUUCCCUCUGGCUCGAGGAGUGCCCUCGCUCCUUUCCUGAGCCCAGCUUGCACGGUGCCUGACUGCUUGCCUGGCCUCUGCUUUCUGCACAGCGUAGAGCUUUCUCCAAUAGUCACAUUGGCAAAGGGAGAACUCGGGGGCUGGCAGGCAACCAGAAUUUCUCUCUCUCUUUUUUAAAAUAGUUUUAUUUUGUCUGUCUUGUUUGUUCAUUUGGAUGUUUUAAUUUUUUUUAAAAAAAAAAUCUUUGCUGAUAUUUAUAAUUUUGUAUCAUAAGAAUGUUUUCCUACAGUAUUUGUCAUGCCAGUUUAUAACAGAAAAAUGCAGGGAUUUUAUUUCUAUUGGAAACACUAUUACAGCUAUGUUUUACCUUUGAACAGAAUUUUUAUUUGUAUAGAGUGCUUACUAAUGUUAAAUAGUUCAGAGUAUAUAACAUUUUCAUUAAGGACUCAUGGUAGGUUUUAGCGUAAGGAGUUUAAAGGAAAUAUUCAAACUGGGUCUCAUUGUCUGCCAAUUUUGGCAGAAAUGGGUUUGUGUCAUUUCAAUUACAAAGAUAAAAGUAUGCCAUAUAAUUUAUUUAUAUGAAAAUUUAUUUUUGUAGUGUACAUAGUAGUCAUCAAGUCUUUUGACAGAAGUAUAUUUUUAAAGAAUUUAUAUGUGAUGAAUCCAUAAUGUCUGGAACUUUGCUGAGACAUGAGUGGGGCACACUUUUCAUUGUAAAGUACAGCAAGGAAAAGAAAAUGUUUCACAGUGUUAAGAGAGUGAGACUGAGUGAAUAUUCACACAGUUGUGGAAUGUGUAUUAGUUACCAUUUGUGACCUAGUGUGGUUCUCAUUUUAAACCUCAG